AUGGGGCUGUGAAGGACGGGGGUGGCCGGGCCCCCCCCCCAGGGCCCCCCCCAACCCGCUGAGACCCAGGACAUGGGCACUGAGGGGCACUCAGAGACUGCGGCCACACCGGGGGCCAAUCAGGGCGCUAUGGUCAACCAGGGCUCCAUGGUCAACCAGGGCUCUAUGGCCAACCAAGGCUCCAUGGUCAACCAGGGCUCCAUGGUCAACCACAGCAUCAUGGCCACCCAGGGCUCCAUAGCCCACAAGGGCUCCAUGGCCAACAAAGGCUCCAUGGCCAACCAAGGCUCCAUAGCCCACAAGGGCUUCAUGGUCAACCAAGGCUCUAUGGUCAACCAAGGCUCCAUGGUCAACAAGGGCUCCAUAGCCAACCACAGCAUCAUGGCCAACCAGGGCUUCAUGGUCAACCAAGGCUCCAUGUCCAAACAAGGCUCCAUGGCCAACCUAGAGACUAAAGCCCACCAGGUCUCCUUGGCCACCCAAGGGUCCCAGGACCAUCUAAAGACUAAGGUCAACCAAGGCUCCAUGGCCAACCAAGACUCCAUGGCCAACCAGGGCUCCAUGUCCAACCAAGGCUCCAUGGCCAACCAGGGCUCCAUGGCCAACCAAGGCUCCAAGGCCACCCAAAGCUUGCAGGACCAGCUGGAGGCCAAUGUCAAUGACAGCUCCAUGGCCCAGUUGGACGGGAAGGGCUGCCCAGGCCCCACAGCCAACCAAGGCUCUAAGGACUAUCUCAAGCCCAAGGUCAACCAAGCUCAUCUAGACCUGAUGGUCCACCAAGGCUCUAUGGCCAACCAAGGCUCUAUGGCCAACCAAGCCUCCAAGACCCACAGAGCGCCCAAGGUUCCCCAAAGCCCCAUGGCCCGUGUAGACCUGAAGGUCCAUGAACACUCAAUGGCCAACCAAGACCCCGACACCCAUCUAGAGCCCAAACUCAACCAAGGCCCCAUGGCCCCUCCAGGUCUGAAGGUCCAACAAGACCCCAGAGCCCACCAAGCCUCCAAGGACCAUCUAGAGCCCAAGGUCAACCACAGCCCUAUGGCAUGUGUAGAGCCCAAUAUCAACCACAGCCCCAUGGCAUGUGUAGAGCCCAAGGUCAACCACAGCCCCAUGGACUUGAAGGUCCACCAAGACUCUGUGUGCACCCAGGGCUCCACAGCCCCCUUAGACCCCUCCUUCCCCAGCACCCCCCCAUCCAACCGGGCCCCCCCAUCCCAUCGCUGUCCGCACAUCCCUUUGAGCCCCCACCUGAGCUUGGUGCUGCUGACCUUGGGGUCCCUCCUGCUCCCGGUGUCCUCGGGGGCCGCAUUGGAGUUCGGGGGUGCCCCAGGCCAAUGGGCACGUUACGGUCGUUGGGCGCCGGGUGCCGGCGCUCAACUGAGCUUCAGCUUGAAGACCAACAUCACCCGUGCCCUGCUGCUCUACCUGGACGACGGUGGCAACUGCGACUUCCUGGAGCUGCUGGUGGCCGAGGGUCGGCUGCGCCUGCGCUUUGCCAUCGCCUGUGCCGAACCGGCCACGGUCCAACCGCCGGCGCUGGUGAGCGACGGGCGCUGGCACAUGGUGCUGCUCACCCGCAACGCCCGCGAGACCGCGCUGGCCGUGGACGGGGACGCGCGCGCCGGAGCCGUGCGCUCCAAGCGCGCCGAGAUGCUGGUGGCCAGUGACCUGUUCGUGGGGGGGAUCCCCCCCGACGUGCGGCUCUCGGCGCUCACCCUCAGCACCGUCAAGUACGAGGUGCCCUUCCGGGGGUGGGUGGCCAACCUGAAGGUGGGAGACGUCCCCGCGGCGCUGCUGGGUGCCCAUGGUGUGCGUGGAGAGGGGCAGGAACGGUGUGCGCGGCACCCGCCGUGUGCCCAUGGUGGGCGAUGCACAAUGCGCCAUGGGGAGCCCCAUUGCGACUGCGCCGGCACCGGACACCGCGGGCCCUUCUGCGCCGAAGAGGAAGAACCGGCUGUGGAAGGCCCCGCCCACCUGCGAGUCACCGGCCAAGGGCCUGCCGAGGUCACCGAGGGGGGAACCGGCCCCGGCGCCGGCGAGAUCCAACAGGCGGCGAAAGGCCGGGACGAGUACGUGGCCACCUUCAAGGGCAACGAGUUCUUCUGCUAUGACCUGUCGCACAACCCGAUCCAGAGCAGCACGGACGAGCUGACGCUGUCGUUCCGCACGGCACAACGCAACGGGCUCCUGUUGCACACCGGCAAGGCGGCUGACUACGUCAACCUGUCGCUCAAGAGCGGUGCCGUGUGGCUCGUCAUCAACCUGGGCUCCGGCGCCUUCGAGGCGCUGGUGGAGCCGGUCAACGGCAAGUUCAAUGACAACGAUUGGCACGACAUCCGCGUCACCCGUAACCUGCGGCAGCACGCAGGGAUCGGACACGCUAUGGUGACGAUCUCGGUGGACGGGAUCCUGACCACCACGGGGUACACGCAGGAGGAUUACACCAUGUUGGGCUCCGACGACUUCUUCUAUGUGGGGGGGUCCCCCAACACUGCCGACCUCCCGGGGUCACCCGUCAGCAACAACUUCAUGGGCUGCCUCAAGGAUGUGAUCUACAAGAACAACGACUUCAAGCUGGAGCUGUCUCGCCUGGCGCAGGAGGGGGACACCCGUGUGACCCUUCACGGCUCGCUGCUGUUCCGCUGUGAGCCGGUGCCCCCCCCGGAGCCCAUCACCUUCGGGACCCCUCAGGCCUUCGUGGCGCUGCCGCCGUGGCCUCCCGCCCGCACCGGCUCCGUGUCCUUCGACUUCCGCACCACCGAACCCAACGGGCUCCUGUUGUUGGGCCGGGGGCAAGCGCCGGGGCCUGGACCCCCCCGGCCCCAUUUCCUGGCGCUGGAGCUGUUGGAUGGACACCUGUACCUGCUGUUGGCUAUGGGUGAUGCUGACACCCGUCUGCGCGCCAGCGCUCGCAAGGUCACCGAUGGGGAAUGGUGCCAUGUGGAUGUGCAGAGGGAUGGGCGCAGAGGCUCCGUGUCCGUCAACAGCCGCCGCACCCCAUUCGUGGCCGGGGGGGACGGGGACGAGCUCUGGUUGGACGCGGGGCUGUUCCUGGGCGGGGCCCCCCCCGGCUCCCCCCUGCCGGCCUCGCUUUGGGCCGCUCCGCGGGGGGGGGGGUUCGUGGGCUGCGUGCGCGACCUCGCGAUCCACGGGCGCGCGCGCGACCUGCCGGCGCUGGCGGCCGCGCGCCCGCAGCCCGGCCUGGCCCCGGCGUGCGCGCGGCCCGCGGGGCGGCACUGCGACAGCGCCCCCUGCAGGCACGGAGGGCUCUGCAGGGAGGGCUGGAACCGGUUCACCUGCGACUGUGUCGGCACCGGCUACCUGGGAGAGAGAUGCGAGAACGAGGCAGCCGUGCUGAGCUACGACGGCAGCAUGUACCUGAAGGUGCUGGUUCCGGGCACGGCACAGAGCGAGGCCGAGGACGUGUCCGUGCGGUUCAUGUCCCCCCGAGCCUAUGGGCUCAUCGUGGCCACCACCUCCCGGCACUCAGCUGACUCCCUGCGCCUGGAGCUCGACGGGGCCCGAAUGAAGCUCACGGUGAACCUGGACUGUGUGCGCGUGGGCUGCAACCCCAGCAAGGGCCCUGAGACGCUCUUUGCGGGGCAGAAGCUGGAUGACAACGAGUGGCACUCGGUGCGGGUGUUGCGGCGCGGGCGCAGCCUCCAGCUCUCCGUGGACAACGUCACCGUGGAAGGACAGAUGUCCGGCUCCCACAUCCGCCUCGAGUACCACAACAUCGAGACAGGCAUCGUGACCGAGCGCCGCUUCUUGGCCGUGGUGCCCUCCAACUUCCUGGGCCACCUGAGUGGGCUCCUGUUCAAUGGGCAGCCCUACCUGGACCUGUGCAAGAACGGGGACAUCAGCUCCUGCGAGCUCAACGCCCGCUUCGGCCGUCGCGCCAUCGUGGCGGACCCGGUGGCGUUCCGCGGCCGCGGGUCCUACGUGGCGCUGGCCACGCUCCAGGCCUACGGCUCCAUGCACCUCUUCUUCCAGUUCAAGACCACGACACCCGAUGGACUCAUCCUCUUCAAUGGUGGCAAUGGCAACGACUUCCUGGUGGUGGAGCUGGUGAAGGGGUACAUCCAUUACGUGUUCGAUGUGGGGGAGGGUCCGUCCCUCAUGAAGGGGAACUCGGAGCAGCCUCUGCACGACGGGCGCUGGCACGAGGUGUCGGUGGCGCGCGACGGCGGCGCCGUGCACGCGCUGCGCGUGGACGGCCGCCCCGUGACCCAGCACGGCCAGGCCGGGCGCAGCCUGGACCUCAAGGGGGAGCUGUACGUGGGCGGCGCCAGCCGGACGCUCCUGAGCCGCCUGCCCAAGCUGGUGGCAUCGCGGGGGGGGUUCCAAGGCUGCUUGGCCUCCCUGGACCUCAACGGGCGCAUGCCCGACCUGCUCGGGGACGCGCUGCAGAGAGCCGGGAGCGUGCAGCGGGGGUGCGAUGGCCCCAGCACCACGUGCUCGGAGGACUCGUGCGCGCACCACGGGCUGUGCCUGCAGCACUGGGAUGGAUUCACCUGUGACUGCUCCAUGACCGCGCACGGCGGCCCCGGCUGCAGCGAGCCGGGCACCACGUACAUCUUCGGGCGCGGCGGGGGCCUCAUCACCUACACGUGGCCGCCCAACGAGCGCCCGAGCACCCGCGCGGACAGGCUGGCGCUCGGCUUCAGCACCAGGCAGCGCGACGCGGUCCUACUGCGGGUGGAGAGCGCGGCCGGGCUGGGGGACUUCCUGCAGCUCCAUAUAGCUCAGGGGGCCGUGGGGGUGCUGUUCAACGUGGGCACAGAGGACAUAGCCCUGGAGGAGCGCGCGGCUCCGGUCAGUGACGGUCGGUUCCAUGUGGUUCGGUUCACGCGCAGCGGAGGCAACGCCAGCCUGCAGCUGGACGGCGGCGUCCUGCACGAGCGCUACCCGCCAGGCAGCGGGGACAGCGAGCGGCUGGCGCUGGCGCGGCAGCGCAUCCCCUUCCGCCUGGGGCGGGUGGUCGAUGAGUGGCUGCUCGACAAAGGCCGUCAGCUGACCAUCUUCAACAGCCAGGCCGUGCUGCGCGUCGGGGGUCGGGACCGGGGUCGCCCCUUCCAGGGGCAGCUCUCGGGGCUGUACUACAAUGGGCUGAAGCUGUUGGCUCUGGCGGCCGAGGGACACCCCCGGGUCCGCCUCGAAGGGGACCUCCGAUUGGUGGGGGGGGCUCCUCCUCCCCCCCCGCCCCCCCCCGCCCUGCCCGGGGCCACCCCCGCCCCCCCCGACAUGGCCACGACCAUCAUGGAGACCACGACCACCAUGGCCACGACCACCACCCGCAGGGGGCGCUCGCCCACGCUCAGAGACACCGUGGCGCAGAACACGGAUGAUUUGCUGGUGGCCUCGGCCGAGUGUCCGAGCGAUGAUGAGGACCUGGAGGAGUGUGAGCCGGGCACAGGCGGUGAAUUGGUGCUACCGGCGGCCCCGGUCGGGGGGGGCGGCCCCGUGCCCCCCCCCCCUCGCCCCCCGGGGUCCCCCCGUUCGCCCGCAUCGUGCGGCCCCGAUUGUGAGGAGCCCUCGGGCUUCGCCUCGGGGGAAGCGGCUGAUCCCAACGCACCCCCCGCCGACGAUGAGGACUUCGGGGGGGGGACCGGAGGAGGAGGAAGAGAAACCCCCCCCCCCCCCCGCCGCCCAACCGACGGCGGCUCCGCGCAGACCCCAGCGCUCCCCGGCUCCGUUACCGUGGCCACGGUGGUGGCGGCCCCGUUACCGGGGCUGGUACCGGCGGGGGAGCGGCACCCCCGGGAGGGGGCGGUGGGCCGGGGCCGGGGGGGGGGCGCGGGGGGGGUCACGGGUGCCUCGGUCACCGUCCGCUCCCCCGGUGCUGUCCUCCCCACAGCCGCCGUCCCCGGGGCCGUCGAGGUGGUUCGGGAGGCCGGUGGUACCACGGGGAUGGUGGUGGGCAUCGUGGCGGCCGCCGCGCUCUGCAUCCUCAUCCUCCUCUACGCCAUGUACAAGUACCGCAACCGGGAUGAAGGCUCCUACCAGCUGGACCAGAGCCGCCGGUACAUCGGUCCGGCCGCGGCCGCUGCGCCCGGUGCGGCCUCCGCUGCCUCCACCGCCGCUGCCCCACAAGUUGGGGGUCCCAACGCUGCCGUCGGGGGGGGCGCGAAGGAAAAAGCCCCCCCCGCCCCCCCCAAAGCGCCCGGUAAAGCGCGGCGGAACAAGGACAAGGAGUACUAUGUCUGA
Melopsittacus undulatus (budgerigar) is the source of this 6207-nucleotide messenger RNA. RefSeq names its product neurexin-2-like. NCBI's taxonomy places the organism in Eukaryota, Metazoa, Chordata, Aves, Psittaciformes, Psittaculidae. The record is from RefSeq and is a predicted model, not a curated record.